Messenger RNA from Fusarium mangiferae, 444 nucleotides. RefSeq lists its product as uncharacterized. The coding region runs from base 1 to 444 and encodes 147 amino acids. The transcript has a single exon. NCBI's taxonomy places the organism in Eukaryota, Fungi, Ascomycota, Sordariomycetes, Hypocreales, Nectriaceae. Gene Ontology annotation, biological process: regulation of DNA-templated transcription. The record is from RefSeq and is a predicted model, not a curated record. Gene Ontology annotation, molecular function: sequence-specific DNA binding; zinc ion binding.
AUGCCGUGCCAAUAUGCGCGUAGUAUUGAAACCGCUGAGCCAGAGCUCUUAGAGCCGCCGCGGAAGAGCAGCAGCUCAAAGCGGAAAUACAAGAGUUCCGAGGGUUGGCGGAGUACGCAUAAGCACCACUCCACCAUGCGCCGAUCACCAUCGCGACAGGCUACUAUCUCCUGUCCCUGCGCGCGGGAACACAAAGCAUCCAAGGCGCCGGAUCAUAUCAGGUCAUGCGAGUUCUGUCAUGUAACUGAGACGCCGAAAUGGAGGUCUGGACCAUCGGGACGUCGUACCCUCUGCAACGUCUGUGGAUUGCUGUACGCUAAGAGGGAGGUAAAGGCCCGGUCGUUCUUAUUGGAAAGGGAGUUUGGGUGCGACUCUGUUUCUGACGCAUCGUCGAGGUCAACAAAGGUCUCGACUGAGGGUUCUCAUUCCCUGGGACUGCGAUGA